UGGGAUUAAAACGGAAGAGGAUAGUAUUAAAGGAACCAUUGAAAGAAGACAUGCUUCACGAAAAGAUAUGGCUGAUAUCAACAACGACGACGAGAUCGAUGUUGAUUUUUCUCCGUUCAUCAGGGUCUACAAAGACAGCCGCGUGGAGCGUCUCUUCGCCUCCCCCCACGUCCCGCCGUCGACGGAGGACUCCGCCACCGGUGUCUCCUCUAAAGACAUCUCAAUUUCCCCCAAUAUCUCAGCGCGGGUCUACCUCCCGAAACUGACCUCCGCCGCCGCAGGGAAGCUCCCCAUCUUGGUUUACUACCACGGCGGAGGCUUCUGCCUCGAGUCCGCCUUCUCCUUCCUCGACCACCGCUACAUGAAUAUCCUGGUUUCAGAAUCCGGCGCCGUCGCCGUCUCCAUCGAGUACCGCCUCGCCCCAGAGCACCCUCUCCCGGCAGGCUACGAGGACGGGUGGGAGGCCCUCCUCUGGGUCGCCUCCCACGCCGGCGGCGAUGACAACGGAUUCAAAGAGUCAUGGUUAGUUGAGCACGGCGACGUCGGGAAAAUAGUCGUCGCCGGCGAUAGCGCCGGCGGGAACAUCGUCCACAACGUGGGCAUGAGAGCCGGGAAAGAGGGCAUGAAAGUCUCGGGAGGGGUGCUCUGUUUCCCAUACUUCUGGGGGUCAAAGGAGAAGGGCGGUGCCGGUGAGCAAAGCACGCCGGGGAAGUUCUGGAACUUCGUCCACCCGACGGCGGAGGGAGGGGUGGACAGCCCGAUGAUAAAUCCGAUGGGGGAGAGCGCUCCUAGCUUGCGUGGGCUGGGCUAUUCGAAGCUUCUGGUUUGUGUUGCGGAGAAAGAUGAGCUGAGAGAGAUUACUCUCCGGUAUGCGGAAGCGGUGAAGAAUAGUGGGUGGAAAGGUGACAUUGAGGUUGUUGAUGUUGACGGUGAAGAACAUUGUUUCCAGAUAUUCAAUCCAGAUUCUGAGAAAGCCAAGGUUGUCAUCAAUCGUAUUGCCUCUUUCAUUAAAGCCUGAAUCAUAUCUUGCCUCUUUCAUGCGCCAAGAUAAUCAUAUAAAUAUUACUUCCUAUUAGGUAAAUUAUAUUUUCUUAUUUAAAUGAUUUUAUAUAAUUUUGGUAAGUUUUACUCUGCAAUGUCAAGAAGACCGUCUAAAUGUAGACAUUUUAGUUGACAUUUUUAAUUUUUUUUAACAAAAAUUGAAUAAAAUCAUUCAAAUAAGGAGAGAAAUGAUUUAUUU
Molecule: messenger RNA, 1240 nt
Organism: Cuscuta europaea
Lineage: Eukaryota; Viridiplantae; Streptophyta; Magnoliopsida; Solanales; Convolvulaceae
Source: the annotation of a GenBank genome assembly